Molecule: messenger RNA, 3438 nt
Organism: Plasmodium gallinaceum
Lineage: Eukaryota; Apicomplexa; Aconoidasida; Haemosporida; Plasmodiidae
Product: pyridine nucleotide transhydrogenase, putative
Exons: 3
Coding region: 1-3438 (1145 amino acids)
Biological process (GO): NADPH regeneration
Cellular component (GO): mitochondrial inner membrane
Molecular function (GO): NAD binding; NADP binding
Source: RefSeq, a predicted model, not a curated record
AUGAAGAGAACAACACUCUGUUUAAUUCUUUUUAAUUUUUAUUUAUUAAUUAUAAAAGACAGUUGUUCUAAAUCCAAUUUAAGGAAUAAUCCAAAUUUUUUUUAUGAAUCAGAAGACAAUAAUAAUUUUCAAAUAAAAUUACCUACUAUUACUUUUUCAUCGAACAAUAAUAUAAAUAGUUAUAAAAAUUAUGAAAAAAUUGCAAAAAAUGUUAUACCGGAUAAUAUUGAAUUAUCAUCAUAUUCUUUCUUACCAUCGUUGUUAAACGCAGUGUAUUUGUUUUCAUCAUUGUGUUUUAUAUUAUGUUUGACAGGUUUAAACGAUCAUAAGACGUCAAAAAGAGGUAAUAUGUUGGGUUUUAUAGGAAUAAUAGCUGCAAUUAUAGUAACAUUCAGCCAAGUAGGUUUUGGAUUUAGAUACGAAUUAUUUUUUUUAAUUGUAAUACCAGCUGCUAUUAUAGGGUUAUAUAUUGCUCAUAAUGUAAAUAUGAUUCAAAUGCCACAGUUAGUUGCACUAUUUCACAGUUUUGUUGGAUUAGCUGCUCUACUUGUAGGAUUUUCUAAAUUCCAUUCUGUGUCUUUUGAAAAUUAUGAAAUGAGUACAAUUCACUUGAAUGAGAUAUAUAUAGGAACGUUUAUUGCUUCUAUUACAUUUAUUGGAUCAUUAGUUGCAGCUGGAAAAUUAAGUGGAAUUUUAGAUAGUAAAUCUUUGAAAUUAAAAACAAAAAAGUUAAUUAAUAUUUCAUGUAUGGUUAUUAUUAUAAUAUUAGGAUAUUAUUUUGUUAAUAGCAAAUCUUUAUACUUAAAAACUAAUUUUUUAUAUACUUCUUUUAUUAUUGAAUUAUUUCUUGGUUUUCAUUUAAUAGCAUCUAUUGGUGCAGCAGAUAUGCCUGUAGUUAUAAGUGCUUUAAACUCUUAUUCAGGAUUUGCUACAGCUAUAAGCGGAUUUUUGCUUCGUAACAAUUUAUUAAUUAUAUCAGGAUCACUUAUUGGCUCUUCAGGAGCUAUAUUAUCUUACAUUAUGUGUGUAGGGAUGAACAGAGAUAUUCUUAAUAUAAUAUUAGGAGGAUGGGAUGAUUAUGAAGAAUCAAAUGAAACUCUACAAGAAAAAGAAAAAAAAAAAUUAGCAAAUUCAACAACAAAUAAGUACGUUGCAGACAACUUAAUAAAUGCAAAAAAUAUUAUUAUAGUUCCAGGGUAUGGUGCUGCUGUUAGUAAGUGUCAAAGAGAAUUAGCUGAAAUUUGUAGUAUUUUAAAAUCAAGAAAUAUAGAAGUAAAUUUUGCCAUUCACCCAGUUGCAGGAAGAAUGCCAGGUCAUUUAAAUGUACUAUUAGCGGAAGCCAAUAUUCCCUAUAAUAUUGUCAAAGAAAUGAAUGAAAUUAAUCCAAUAAUAUCAAAUGCUGAUAUAGUUUUAGUAGUUGGGGCUAACGAUAUCGUUAACCCUUCUUCUUUAGAUCCUUCGAGUAAAAUUUAUGGGAUGCCUGUUAUUGAAGUAUGGAAAAGUAGGCAAGUAAUUAUUUUAAAAAGAAGUUUAAGUCCCGGUUAUUCAGCCAUUGAUAACCCAUUAUUUUAUUACUCCAAUACGCUUAUGCUUUUUGAGGAUGCUAAAUAUUCAACUAAUCAAAUUUUGACUAUUUUAAAUGAUUAUAUAAGUCAUAAACAUCCUAUAGUUACGAAAGAAGAUAAAAAAAAUUUUCAAGAAAAAGCGGAAUAUGGAUCACUGAAUUCUAUAGUCGAUAGUUUACCUAGUGAAGAAGAUAUAAAAUUAGAAGAAGAUUAUCCUAAACCUAGAAGAGUUAUUGGUCUAGUAAAAGAUGAUAUCGAAGAAAAAAAAGAUAAUGACAAAAAAGAAACUGAAGUCAAUUUAACUUUAGUUCCUCUUACACCCAAAUUUAUACCUAAUUUAAGAAAAAUGGGUUUUCGUGUAUUAGUAGAAGAAGAUAUAGGAGCAAAUAUAUUAAUAAAAAAUGAAGAAUAUGUUAAAUAUGGUGCUGAGAUAACUUUAAGAGAUACUAUUUUUAAACAGAGUAAUAUCAUAUUAAAAGUAGAUCCUCCAAAAAUUAAUUUUAUAGAUGAAAUAUCAAACAAUACAAUAUUAAUUAGCUAUUUAUGGCCAGGCAUCAAUCAAAAUUUAUUAGAAAAAAUAGUGGAAAAUAAGAAAAAAAAAUAUAUUACAUAUCUAGCUAUAGAUGAAGUUCCUAGAUCAACCCGUGCACAAAAAUUAGACGUUAGAAGUUCCAUGAGCAAUUUACAAGGAUAUAGAGCUGUUCUAGAGGCUUUUUUUAUUUUACCACGAUUUAGCAAAUCUUCCUCCACUGCAGCUGGAAAAAUAAACCCUGCAAAAGUUUUUGUUGUUGGUGCUGGUGUAGCGGGGUUACAAGCAAUUAUAACAGCAAAAAGUUUAGGAUCGAUUGUAUAUGCACAUGAUUCAAGAUUAUCAACUGAAGAAGAAGUGAAAAGUUGUGGUGGUAUAUUUGUUCCUAUACCAACUGAUGAACCAAAUAAUUCUGAUAUAUAUGCAAAAAUGAUGAGUGAAAAUUAUAUGAAAAUUCAAAGGAAUUUAUUCAAAAAAAUUAUUAAGAAGUGUGAUGUUUUAAUUUGUGCAGCAUUUAUUCCAGGAAAAACUUCUCCAAAGUUAAUAACCACUGAAAUGAUUAAAUCAAUGAAAACAGGAAGUGUAGCGGUAGAUUUGGCUACUGAAUUUGGUGAUAAGGAAAAUAAUUGGGGUGGAAACAUUGAAUGUUCUCAAUCAAACAAAAAUAUCAUUAUAAAUGGUGUUCAUAUAUUAGGAAGAGAUAAAAUAGAAAGAAAUAUGCCAUUACAGGCUUCUGAUUUAUUUUCAAUGAAUAUGGUAAAUUUGUUAGAAGAAAUGGGAGGAGGAUUACAAUUUAAUGUUGAUAUUAAUAAUGAUAUCAUUAAAUCAUUAGUUGUGAUAAAAGAUGGAAAUAUAUUAUAUUCACCUAACAAAUUAGUUAGUAAGUCAAUUAAGAGUGAAAGUGUAUUUGCAUAUGAGGAAAGAGAAAUCAUAGAAUCUUCUCCAAAAAAAAAAAUUAAAUAUCCUACAGGGACACGUUUGACAGAAAAGUUUAUUGAAUCGGAUUAUCUCUUUUAUAUUUCUAUAUUUUUUGCAGCAAUACUCACACUACUAGCAGGAGUAAUAUUAUCUCAAUACGAUUUACAUCAUUUAUUUUUAUUUACAUUAUCAAUAAUUGUUGGUUAUUAUUGCGUUUGGUCAAUAACCCCAUCUCUACACACACCAUUAAUGUCCGUAACUAACGCGUUAUCUGGUGUUAUAAUCAUAGGUAGUAUGAUUGAAUAUGGAAAUGGUUUUAAAAGUUUAAGCUCAAUUUUAUCAAUAAUAGCUACGUUUUUAUCCGCUGUCAAUUUAUCUGGUGGAUUUUACGUUACAAAAAGGAUGCUUGAUAUGUUUUUUAAAUAA